AUGCUGCCGCUGCCGGUCGUAGCUGUCGUCGUCGUCGGCGCUGGCGCCCUGCUGCUGCUGCCGCUCCUGCGCUGGUUCUUCGCGCCCGUGACCAUGGCCAAGGCCUACGCAGCCGCGCAUGAUGCGACCAAGUACCGCUCCUACACGGACCCGACCACGCCGGGCACCACACUGGUGUUUCCGUGCCUCUCGGCACCGGCAACGCGCUGCCUCUCGCUCAUCGUGCCUGCGUUCAACGAAGAAGAGCGCAUCGAGCCGAUGCUGGACGAGACGAUCGCGUACCUCGAGGGCCGCGCGGCCGCCGAUGCGUCGUUUACGUACGAGAUCAUUGUCGUCGACGACUGCAGCACGGACAAGACCGUUGCCGUCGUCGAAGGCCACAUCCGCCGCCAUGGCGUCGACAAGCUCAAGCUCCUGCGGCUCGAGAGCAACCACGGCAAGGGCGGCGCCGUCCGCAUGGGCGUGCUCAAGGCGUCCGGCGAGAUCAUCCUCAUGGCCGACGCCGACGCCGCGACCAAGAUUGACGACUUUAGUAAGCUCGAGGCUCUCUGGACGACCAAAGGCAAGGGCGCGACCAGUGGCGUCGUGGUCUGUGGCAGCCGCGCGCAUCUCGAAGGCGAGGCCACGGCCAAGCGCCACCCGCUGCGCAACGUCCUCAUGCACGGCUUUCACUGGAUCGUGGCGACGCUGUGCGUCAACGACAUUCGCGAUACGCAGUGUGGCUUCAAGCUCUUUGACCGCAAGGCUGCACAGCUGCUCUUCCCGCCGCUGCAUAUUGAGCGCUGGGGCUUUGACGUCGAGCUGCUCUACCUGGCGCACAAGCUGCGCAUUCCGUGCUACGAGGUUGCGGUGCGCUGGCAAGAGAUUCCCGGCUCCAAGCUCAACGUCAUUGACGCGACCUUCUCGAUGCUGCGCGAGAUGCUGCUCAUCCCGCUUUGCUACAACCUCGGCGUCUGGCGCACGAACGACGGCGCGUAUCGGUUGCAAGCAUAA
Messenger RNA from Saprolegnia diclina VS20, 993 nucleotides. Its product is annotated as dolichyl-phosphate beta-glucosyltransferase. The transcript has 4 exons. NCBI's taxonomy places the organism in Eukaryota, Oomycota, Saprolegniomycetes, Saprolegniales, Saprolegniaceae. Gene Ontology annotation, cellular component: endoplasmic reticulum membrane. The record is from RefSeq and is a predicted model, not a curated record. The coding region runs from base 1 to 993 and encodes 330 amino acids.